UUAAUAAAUUAAGAUUAUUUCUGAAUCAUUUUAGAUAGGAAUGUCAUAACACGAUGAAUCAUCAACUCGUACUUGUGGCAGCAUGUGUUCUGCUGCCUUUGCUGACACGAAGUUCGAGUACCUUCCUGGAUUUUGAUGGCAGAAAUUCGAAUGAUUUGUGUUUUAUCUGCACUUGCAAUGAUGAUAGAACUACUAUCGACUGUUCUAGAAGAGGACUCACUGAAAUACCGGACGGAUCUGGUGACAUGGUACAGAAACUGAAUAUUUCAAAGAAUGAAAUAUCGGUUUUUCCUACAAGUCUAAGCAGAUUUUAUAACUUGGUUACCCUUGAUAUCAGUUCGAAUCAGCUGAGAGAUUUGCCAGAAAAUGCGUUUCAUAAUCUUACAAAAUUAGAAUCGCUAAAUUUAUCCAGCAAUGAAUUCGAAGAAUGGUUUAACUUGAACCCAAAUGACUUCAUCAAACAGGCAGUGAACUUGAAAAUAUUGGAUUUAUCGCAUAAUAAAUUUAGGAAACUCGGAAAUUUGGCCAAUCAAGAAUUAUUGAUAAGUUCUUCAUUGGAAACAUUAGUCUUGAACGAUUGUGAAAUCGAAUCCAUACACGGCAGAUCUCCAUUGAGUGGACUUGACAACCUUAGAGUGCUAAAAUUGAACAACAAUCCUUUGUUAAGAAUUCAAGGCAUGGUAUCAACUACUUUGAAAAGUCUUUACCUGAGUAAUUGCCUACUCACUACGAUUGGUCAUAACGAUCUGUUAUACUUACCAUCUUUAAUAUAUUUGAGAUUAUCACGAAACUUUAGAUUAGAUCUAUCAACAGCUAGCACAAAUUUGUUUUCAGAUUCCAUUAGAUACUUAGAUAUUUCAUAUUGUAACAUUCUGCAGCCCAGCCUACAGGGAUUCCCUAAUUUAAGAAAAGUUUUAAUCAAUCACAAUAUGAUUAGGUACUUACGAAGUAAUGAAUUCAUAAAUAAUAGUAAGCUCGAACAUUUGGACUUGUCGUAUAAUAAUAUUGGGUCGCUAAGUUCGGACACCUUCAAAGGACUCAGCAUAUUGAAAUAUUUGGACUUAUCGUGGAAUGAAAUUGCGAAUGUACCUGAAGAUAGUUUAUUAGAUAUGCCAGCACUGACGUACAUAAAUCUUUCGAGAAAUUAUCUGACAAGAGUUGGACAUUUGAGAUCUCUAUCCUUGAACACGGUGGACAUGAGUCAAUGCGAAAUUACUACCAUAGGAAAGGAUUCCUUUGAAGGCUUACAAUCACUAGUCGAUAUUAAUCUCUCUCGCAACUUAUUGUCACAUAUUCCUGAUAGUAUUUCGUCAAAUACACUCCAAUAUUUAAAUUUGAACUACAAUCGAAUGAGUACCAUAAGCAACUACACAUUUUUUAUGUUACCAAGGUUAACGGGAUUAGGUGUUAUUGGAAAUAGAUUCACUGUUAUUUGGAACAGGGAUUAUUUCCAGUCAAAUCCUUAUUUAGAGCGGUUGGAUCUUAGUGACAAUAUGUGGCGCUGUGAUUGCAGUGAUGAUAACAUGUAUGAUUUUUUCGAGUUUGUAACCUUGGAGCCUAAUAAAAAAGAGGAAUCUUAUAAUUUAAUCUGUAAUAGUCCGGCCAGCGUUAUUGGACGGACUUGGUUGGAAGCAUGCUACUAUACAUGGAAUCCCACCGAAAAAGGGUCUAGUCCGGAUAACGUCAUCUGGUUUAUUAUUGUUAUGAUUAUAGGUUUAGCUUUGUGUCUUAUCUUAGUUAAUGCUAUCAAACGAUCUAUGAAACGUCGUAUGGCGUCCAUACAAGCUGAGCGGGAAAGACAAGUGGAAGAAGCAAGAGAGAGGCUAAGACAGCUGCGGAUGAGAGCGGAGCAGGAGGCACUUUGCAAUGCUCCGGACCCUCGGGACUUGGUCGCCCCACCAUCAUAUGACGAAGCUCUCUCAAUGCCAAAAUUAAACGCGUCUUGUCGUUCUCUUUGCGAAGUUGGAACUGAGAAAAGUAAAAGGAAGAGAGGGCGCAGAAAAACAAAAUCAAGCGGAGACUUGCUCGAAGAGACUGAACGAAAUGGAGAUGUGACAAUUCUGAAUGAUUUGGGUCGUAGUCAGACACCUGACAACAGUCGCAGGCGUAGUCGACGCAGGCGACCAGCUAGGUACGGUAGUCAUGAAAUAACUGAACUAGAACAUUCACCCGGGGCUCGGCGCCGACGUAUGUCCGCGUUCGGCGGUGACGGUGCCGACGGUGACACAGAAGACAGUAUCACUGUAGAAGUGGAAGCAGAUGUGGAGAGGCCCCUGCGACCUAGAAACCGAAGUCAUUCUAUUGACGACGACGAACCAAGGGAGAGUAAUUUUUAAAAUGUCCUAGUAGUAUAAUUGUUAUUUAAAUUAUAUACAUAUUAAGUUACAAAUAACACUAAAGGCAAGAGUACCUGAAAUAUUUGUCAUUUUUCUGCAGAGACAUAGGAUGUUUUAUGUCUAAAAACGUAAAAAAACCUGGUUCUUCCGUAGAAAACAUUCACAUUUUAAUAUAAUUUAAAAUUUAUGACACCACCGAUUUUUGUUGCCAUGACUUAAUACGGUUGUUUGAAUGAUCGGUACAAAUUAUAUUUCGUCACAUACCUACACAUUCAUGUCGCAGAGUACCUAUGGCUAAGUUAGCACCUUAUUUAUUUUAGUAGUUUUAUUUUAUUUUAUUUAUUAAGUACAGCAUCGUAGUUAUACAGUACUUAGAUACAUAAAAAAUAUCUAGACCUCCGACAAUAUCUAACCUCUAUCCAUAAUAUCCACCUGUAAUAUGAAGUCACCAUAAUAAUUAUGAAGGGUACUCUUGCCUUAGUUGUAAACCAGUGUUAUUGAAUUAAGUAAGACAAAAGGGGACGAAGUGAUCGCUUCUCCAUACAAAUUUAAUCUUCCCCGUUUUCCUUUCUGGGUUUAAGAAAAUAUUUUGACGCAACUUGGUAGGUACAUAUAAUCCACAAGUGUGCCCUUUCGUUAGAUUUUUUUUAUGAGAGUUUGGAGCUUUAAAAAAUUACUAUGGACUUUAUUUUUCGCUCCUAACACUUAUACCAAAAAGAAUAGAUAGUAAGUUAUAUGUAUCUCUGCUUAUACUUAAUACAUAGUUAUAAUCCCGUAAUCAAAAAACUGAUAAAAGUCAAACGAAAGGGCAUAGCUAUGGUUAAUAUACCUACAGUAAAAAAAAUUGUAAUUGUGUAAAGAUAUUGUCCUUAAUGUACUUAAGUACAUUCCAUAUUAUUUUUUGGAAGGAAAAUGGAGCUUACGUUUAUAUGGAGAAAGUUUGUUCGUCCACUAUACUCUUAAGACUUUUUUGCAGCAGUGAUUAUC
Cydia splendana is the source of this 3323-nucleotide messenger RNA. RefSeq names its product insulin-like growth factor-binding protein complex acid labile subunit. NCBI's taxonomy places the organism in Eukaryota, Metazoa, Arthropoda, Insecta, Lepidoptera, Tortricidae. Gene Ontology annotation, molecular function: protein binding. Bases 54 to 2336 code for a protein of 760 amino acids. Gene Ontology annotation, cellular component: extracellular matrix. The transcript is spliced from 2 exons. The record is from RefSeq and is a predicted model, not a curated record.